This is a messenger RNA of Triplophysa rosa, 906 nucleotides long. RefSeq names its product mix-type homeobox gene 2 (gene mxtx2). Gene Ontology annotation, molecular function: DNA binding. NCBI's taxonomy places the organism in Eukaryota, Metazoa, Chordata, Actinopteri, Cypriniformes, Nemacheilidae. The coding region runs from base 1 to 906 and encodes 301 amino acids. The record is from RefSeq and is a predicted model, not a curated record. The transcript is spliced from 3 exons.
AUGUGGUCUGACUGUAUUGCUCAAGAUGGAAACUCACAGGCCAGUAAGAUUGCAGGCCGCAGGAAGAGAACAUGUUUCACCAAAGAGCACUUGGAACUUCUGCGAAUGGCUUUCAGUGUGGACCCUUACCCUGGCAUAAGUGUUAGGGAAAGUCUAUCUCAAGCCACUGGUCUACCAGAGUCACGUAUUCAGGUGUGGUUUCAGAACAAGAGGGCCAGAACCCUAAAGAACAGAGCCACUUGGACCUCACCCCAGCAAGACAGCACCUCUCCUCUGCCAAGUCCCUUUCUACCUCCUUACCUGGCCAGCGUUGGGGCCAAUGGACAACAGAGAGGCACUCAAGAAGGGGCUUUCAGCAUCCCUCAAGCCCAGAUGCCCCAGACAUCACCACAGCACUUUACCUUUCCACCAAGAGACUACAGCUCACCAGCUGUUAAGCCAAGGCAAAUCAGACUGAUGGGAACCAGCUCUUGUUCUCCAUCUUUUCCUGUUGAUCUCCAAGCUAUGGCAGACAGCUGGAGUUCUGGUGGAAGCACACAGUCCUCUCCUGAGUCUACAUGGAGUCCAGCAGCGCAGCGUUUUGGUAACUCUUACAAUGAUGUAGGUCAUAUGUUCCUCUACCCACCACCUCCUUACCCACAUGGAAGUGCCAGGGUUGAGUGUGUUAGAGGCCUGGAGUCACUGCCAACUUCCCCUGCUUCUUCUGAUUCUGCAUUUUGGGACAUGAGACUGGAAAACAGCCCACAAAAUGUGCCAUACACGGAGUGUGACAGCCCCUGGGACAUGCUUGCUGAGGAACAGUCUGUGGCCCUGCUUCCAGAUCUGGGUCCUGAGUGUCUGGAGGACGUCCUGGAUGAAAUGCAGCCAGCCUGGUGGAACUUAAAUGGCCAGAUGGAUCUGCAAUAA